GUCUUCCGUUGAGGCGGUAUAAAAGUUCGGGGACCGAAUGCGAAACGUAUCAGUCAACCUGCAAUCAUCCACCUAUCGACCCACCCUAGAGCGAGUACAUAUUUUUCAAAUCACCGAAAUGGCUUUCAGAUGUCUAAUCCUUUGCGCAGCCGUCGCUUGCGCUAGCGCUGGAGAUAUUCUGGCACCCGCAUUCAGCACAUACGCCGCCCCCGCCCUAGCCUAUGGCGCACCUGCCAUAACGUACGCGCAGCCGUUGACUUACUCCGCCCCUGCCAUCACCUCGCAGUCCUCCAACAUUUAUCGCACCGCUGGCAAUUUAGGCCAGAUUUCAACAUAUUCGAAAUCGAUCGACACACCCUUUUCCAGUGUGCGUAAGGCCGACGUCAGGAUUUCCAAUCCCGGUUUGAGGAUCACUGCGGCCGCUCCGGCCCUGGCUUAUAGCGCGGCUCCAGUCGCACACGCGCCGCUUUUGGGCGUGGCUUAUUCGGCGGCGCCCGCCGUGUCGCACAUCACCUACGAUUCCGGCUACGCCCACUACGCUAUUUAGGACUGAUUUUC
Molecule: messenger RNA, 558 nt
Organism: Cylas formicarius (sweet potato weevil)
Lineage: Eukaryota; Metazoa; Arthropoda; Insecta; Coleoptera; Brentidae
Product: cuticle protein 67-like
Exons: 2
Coding region: 38-547 (169 amino acids)
Source: RefSeq, a predicted model, not a curated record